AUGAAACUGUUCCUCGUAGUCUCGUCCCUGCUGGCCGUCGCCACGGCAGCCCCCUCGACGCUGCUGUACGCGGCCGGCGGCCACCCUGCGUUCUACGCGGCUGCCCCGACCACGUACUUGGCCUCGCUACCGGCGGCCGAGGUGUCCAGCCAGUACCACGCCCAGGACGAACUCGGCCAGUACUCGUAUGGAUACAACGGCGGACUGUCGGCCAAGGCGGAGUCCAAGUCGCUAGAUGGCAUCACCCGCGGCUCCUACAGCUACGUGGACGCCGAGAACAAGCUGCAGACGGUGGCGUACACCGCGGACGCGCUCAACGGAUUCCGGGUGGCCGCAUCGAACCUGCCGGUCGCUCCGAUCGAGACGCGCAUCGCCCCCGAACCGGUGAAGGACACGCCCGAGGUAGCGGCAGCCAAGGCCGACCACAUGGCCGCGAUCGCCAGUGCCAAGCUGCGCAACGCUGCCGCCGAGAAGGACGACUCGGAAGUGAUCGCUGCCGUAGCCCCUGCCCCGAUCGCUGCCAUCGCUGCUCCAGCCUCCUUCGCCUACGCAACGCAACCCCUCGCCUACACCACGUACGCUGCCGCUCCGGCCGCCGCCAUCGAGCUGAAGACUCCCUCCUCCUUCUCGUACUCGACCUACACCCACAGUGCUCCACUUGCCUACACCCAGUACGCUGCCGCUGCUCCGCUGCCCUACGCGGCACCGUCGUACGCCCUGCCCGCGGCCCCGAUCGCCCAUUACGGGUACGCGGCCGCUCCGGCUCUGGCCAUCGCCCGCUCGCAGCCAGCAGAGAUCGCUGCCCUGCCCGAGCCGGUGCAGGACACGCCCGAGGUCGCCAAGGCCAAGGAGGAGCACCUGAAGGCCGUCGCCGAAGCUAAGGCACGCAGCCUACAGUAAGCUCACCGACCCCCAAAUGCACCGAUCCACACCACUGCCAAUAGCCCACACUGACCUGCCCCACGACCCGAUACCCCUGUGAUCCGAUAUUUGUACAGCAAAGCAUAGUCAGGGCGAAGGCCAGCACAACGAAAACCGAUCAUACCGAA
This is a messenger RNA of Anopheles bellator, 1049 nucleotides long. Its product is annotated as cuticle protein 19.8-like. Gene Ontology annotation, molecular function: structural constituent of chitin-based larval cuticle. Bases 1 to 900 code for a protein of 299 amino acids. The record is from RefSeq and is a predicted model, not a curated record. Gene Ontology annotation, cellular component: chitin-based extracellular matrix. NCBI's taxonomy places the organism in Eukaryota, Metazoa, Arthropoda, Insecta, Diptera, Culicidae. The transcript has a single exon.